Messenger RNA from Phodopus roborovskii (desert hamster), 1566 nucleotides. RefSeq names its product kelch repeat and BTB domain-containing protein 6. Lineage: Eukaryota; Metazoa; Chordata; Mammalia; Rodentia; Cricetidae. The coding region runs from base 343 to 1563 and encodes 406 amino acids. The record is from RefSeq and is a predicted model, not a curated record. The transcript has 3 exons. Gene Ontology annotation, molecular function: protein binding.
GUCAUGCAUCGAGGCGCGCGAAAGGCAACCUGGGAAGAGUAGUUCGUCCGGGUACCUAUCGGUAUCGCCAGCGCGGCAGAAGCUGUUUUCGCGGCUGGAGCCCGGGGUCGAGUAAGGGUGUGCUCGGAGGAGAAAGGGCGCGAAGGGAAACGGUGAGUCAGGCGCGGGCUACGCGAUAAAGGGAGGCGGCACCGCAGCGCAGGCCCAGUUUAGUAACUGCGGCUGCGAGCCGAGUGUCCUGGGACGCCGCUGUGUCUGUGUCGGCGUCGGCGAGGGAGGCGUGAGGAGGAGCCGGGCUCCUGCAGCCGUUCUCGCCCUCGGCGCCCCGCCGCCAUCUCCACCAUGCAGUCCCGGGAAGACGCCCCGCGCUCUCGCCGCCUCGCCAGUCCCCGCGGCGGGAGGCGGCCCAAGAGGAUCUCCAAGCCCUCGGUGUCGGCCUUCUUCACGGGCCCGGAGGAGUUAAAGGACACGGCCCACUCUGCAGCCCUGCUGGCCCAGCUCAAGUCUUUCUACGACGCGCGGCUGCUGUGCGAUGUGACCAUCGAGGUGGUGACGCCCGGCAGCGGGCCCGGCACGGGGCGCCUCUUCUCGUGCAACCGCAACGUGCUGGCGGCGGCGUGCCCCUACUUCAAGAGCAUGUUCACGGGCGGCAUGUACGAGAGCCAGCAGGCCAGCGUGACCAUCCACGACGUGGAUGCCGAGUCCUUCGAGGUCUUGGUCGACUACUGCUACACGGGGCGCGUGUCCCUGAGCGAGGCCAACGUGCAGCGCCUGUACGCGGCCUCAGACAUGCUCCAGCUGGAGUACGUGCGCGAAGCCUGCGCUUCCUUCCUGGCCCGCAGGCUUGACCUGACCAACUGCACUGCCAUCCUCAAGUUUGCCGAUGCCUUUGACCAUCACAAGCUGCGCUCCCAGGCCCAGUCCUUCAUAGCUCACAACUUCAAGCAGCUCAGCAAGAUGGGUUCCAUUCGGGAAGAGACGCUGGCCGAUCUGACCCUGGCGCAGCUGCUGGCCGUCCUGCGCCUGGACAGUCUGAACGUGGACAGUGAGAAGACGGUGUGUCACGUGGCCGUGCAGUGGCUGGAGGCUGCUCCCAAAGAGAGGGGCCCCAGUGCUGCGGAAGUCUUCAAGUGUGUUCGCUGGGCACAUUUCCCUGCUGAAGAUCAGGACUACCUGGGAGGGCUACUGACCAAGCCCAUUGUGGAGAAGUACUGCCUGGACGUUAUUGAAGGGGCCCUCCAGCAGCUGCGUCUUGGUGAUGGAUUGCAAAAGUCUGUGGUGCCGGUGACAAGCAACAGCAGCAGUAGCAGUAGCUGCUGCUGCAAUAGUAAUAGCAGCAAUAAUAAGAGCACCAGCAGCACUGCCUUCCCUGUAGAAGAAAAUCCGCCCCAUAGAUUAACUGGUGUUUAUCCUUUCUGCCUUGAAGCUGGUCAGAAUUUCCUGGCUGAAGAAGAAGCAAUACCUAGACAAUCUAGCAUCAGUUGGGACUUAGGUGGCUUGGGUGAGCGGGACUGUCACUCAGGAAGUUCAAGUUCUCUUUAUGACGAAGAUUUUGGGUUGUAGGUA